Botrytis cinerea B05.10 is the source of this 3550-nucleotide messenger RNA. RefSeq lists its product as hypothetical. The transcript has 3 exons. The record is from RefSeq and is a predicted model, not a curated record. Gene Ontology annotation, cellular component: cytoplasm. Gene Ontology annotation, molecular function: IMP dehydrogenase activity. Gene Ontology annotation, biological process: GTP biosynthetic process. Bases 869 to 2518 code for a protein of 549 amino acids. Lineage: Eukaryota; Fungi; Ascomycota; Leotiomycetes; Helotiales; Sclerotiniaceae.
GUUCCACGCGCGGAGCACAAAUCCAUGUACCCAGUAGAAUCUGUUGUGCUGUGCUGUGGUCUCGGAUCGGCUUUACCUUUUUCCUCCGCGCUCUGGUCCUGCCUCUUGUCUUGCACUCUCACGUGCCCGCCAAGUAGCAGCAUUGAAUGAUGCUACCUAAGAUUUGUGCUCACAUGCACAUGUAUGGAAGAUUGGAACCAGUAUCUGAUCAUCACACACAAGUCACACUUGACUUUACAUAUAAUACUACAAUUCAGCUUUACAUCUACAUACCAUCACCAUACGUUUUGUAUGUAUAUAUAUAUGUACAUAUAUAUGUGUGUAUACGCACACGCACCACAUACAAUACCCCCCUCUGCUGCCAGAGCGGAGCGAAGAAGCCUCCACGGCAGUGGCCAAGCGGAGCGUCAUUAUACAUCCAUCACUUCCUCGAUCAGAUAGAUCCAUUGCUUCUGAAGUCUUUUCAUUGCUCAAUCCCAUCCCAUACUCAUCUCGGCGUGCAUGGAACUUUUCAUAUCUUCACGUGACUCUCUCUUAUCGACAUUCCGCUUACCCAUUAUUGGCUUAGCUCCUCAAAUAAUCAGUCAUUUUCGCCCCGCAUAUUUCACAUUCAUAAUAAUUUUUUCUCUUCUCUUUUUUUCCCUUUCUCUUUUUUCUCUUGGGAGAAGGAAACUUCAACCCGUCGACUGUACAUUUUCAUUCCAGAGAUUUGAUUUCAUCAAUACCCUCAAUUUCUAUUCUUCGUACUUCAAGGUCGACUAUCUCUUUGUCAUCUUUUCCAAUUUUUCUCAUUUCUUUGAAUUCUUGAUUGGAAUUCAUCCCCCUCCUACCUUUUCCCCGCACAUCUCUCUACCCAUAUCUCUACACAAUGUCUCCUCAAGCAAACGGAGAUUCCAAGCCAUCUGCUUCCGACUUCUUGGCCCCAGCUAAGGAUGUCUUGGAUGCCACAAAGGCUCUCGAAAUCCUCAAGGAGUAUGAAUCUCGCGAUGGUCUCAGCAUCAACGAUUUGAUCGAUUCCAAGAAGCAUGGAGGUUUGACCUACAACGACUUCUUGGUUCUUCCAGGUUACAUUGGAUUUGCUGCUUCCGAGGUCGUGCUCGAUUCUCCAGUUACCAAGCGCGUUACCCUCAAGACUCCUUUCGUUUCUUCCCCUAUGGACACUGUCACUGAGCACGAUAUGGCCAUUCACAUGGCUUUACAAGGUGGUCUUGGUGUUAUUCACCACAACUGCUCUGCCGAUGAGCAAGCCGAGAUGGUUCAAAAGGUUAAGAGAUACGAAAACGGUUUCAUCCUUGACCCUGUCGUACUUAGCCCACAGGCAACUGUUGGUGAAGUUAAGGAUUUGAAGGAGAAGUGGGGUUUCGGAGGAUAUCCAGUCACAGAAACCGGAAAAUUGGGCUCCAAGCUCGUCGGUAUCGUUACCAACAGAGAUAUUCAAUUCGAAGAUGACAGCGCCUCCGUCUCAAGUGUUAUGGUUACAGACUUGGUCACUGCUUCCUACGGCACUGAGUUGAUCGAGGCCAAUGCCAUUCUCGCAAAAUCCAAGAAAGGAAAGCUUCCAAUUGUUGACAAGGACGGAAACCUCGUUUCUAUGAUCUCCCGAUCUGAUUUGAACAAGAACAUCCAUUACCCAUUAGCUUCUAAACUUCCAGAUUCCAAGCAAUUGAUCUGCGCUGCUGCUAUCGGUACCAGACCCGAAGAUAAAAUUCGUCUUCAAAAGUUGGUCGAUGCUCAAUUGGACAUCGUUAUCCUUGACAGCAGUCAAGGUAACAGCAUGUACCAAAUCGAGAUGGUUAAGUAUAUCAAGGAGAAAUAUCCUGAUCUUGAUGUUAUCGGAGGUAACGUCGUUACUCGUGAGCAAGCUGCUUCAUUGAUUGCCGCUGGUGUUGAUGGUUUGAGAAUUGGAAUGGGUAGUGGAAGUGCUUGUAUCACUCAAGAGGUCAUGGCUGUUGGUAGACCACAAGCUGCCGCUGUCUACAACGUUGCUUCAUUUGCUGCUCGCUUCGGUGUUCCAUGUAUGGCUGAUGGUGGUAUCCAAAAUGUUGGUCACAUCGUCAAGGGUCUUGCUCUUGGUGCUACUACCAUCAUGAUGGGUGGUCUCUUGGCUGGUACCACCGAAUCUCCAGGUACUUCUUUCGUCAGUCGUGAGGGUAAGCUUGUCAAGGCAUACCGUGGUAUGGGUUCCAUCGAUGCUAUGCAAGAUAAGAAGGCUGGUGCUGGUGCCAAGGAUAGCCAGAAGAGCAACGCUGGAACCGCUAGAUAUUUCUCUGAGGGUGACAGUGUUCUCGUUGCUCAGGGUGUAUCUGGUGCUGUCGCACACAGAGGUUCUAUCACCAAGUUUGUUCCAUACCUCGCUGCGGGUUUGAAGCACUCUCUCCAAGACUGUGGACAAAUGAGUCUUCAAGCUCUUCACGAGGCUGUUGAGAACGGUACUACACGUUUCGAAUUGAGAACUGCCAGUGCUCAACUUGAGGGUGGUGUCAACAUGGAGAGUUACGAGAAGAAGCUCUACGCAUGAUUUUAGAUGACGUUUUACGAGAAUCAUGAGCAUUGAAUCUAGUCAUCUGGACGGAAAUUUGAUUUUAUGGAGUUUAUUACUUGGCGUUUAAAACAGGACUACAUCGUUAGUCUUUGGGUGGAGAAAGAAUAAAACACAUUACAAACACAUUUGGAUAUGACAAUGAUGAACUGAUGUGACAUUAACUACACCAUCAGACAUGCUCUAGGCGGAACCUUAUUGUCCAAAACAACCUACAUUGUUGGAUGAUAAUAUUUGACUCUUUCCAUUACAUCACGGUUUUAGUUUAUUGCUUCAAGCGACCACUUGCUGGCUAGCUCGCUGCUCUUUACUUCAAAGAUCUGCCUGGAGUACUACUAGAAGCCAGUGUGGUCUGGGAUAAUCAUCCAUCGAUAGCCUCUAGAGGUUAAGUAACCCCAAGGCCUUUUUGUUAGGUUAUCUUGCCAGUCUCAGUACUAGGCGUAUCUCGAUUCCGAAUAGGUACUCGGUUAGUAUUGAUGUCUCAAUAUCAAGAUGGUGGGUGAAUCUCGCCGGAUGAUGCCUGUGUGAUCGUCUUUUGAUGUAGAUUUUAUCGAAUCUGAGGGGCUGGUUAUACCUCAAAGCUGCAGCCCGAGGCUGCUGAUGCUUAAAAAUGGAGGCGGCGGAGGUAGCGGACGUGGUAGAGUUAAAUGCUAAAGGAUUUACGGUGUUUGGUUGUUUGGAAUGAUAUAUUGGGAUUAUCUCAGCCUCGAAAAGCAUUCCAAUAUGCACAAAGAAUUGAACCUCCCAGAAACUUUAAUUCUUAGACUACAUUCCAGAGUAUUGGACCAGCUGGUGGGCACUUUUUGUGGUUUUACUGUAAGGGUCUACGUUGUAUGAAUCACGAGACAGAUGUAAUGCGAUGGAGACGAUUUGAAUGAUUAACUAACUGUAUGCAAUGGAGAACAAAAUCUAUCUAUCUAUGUACGUAUAACAUAUUAUUUCUAAGAAGAAGUAGUUCUUGAAGUCCAAGUUUUCUCAAAUAUUGGCCUGGGCAGCACGUAAUCCGUUUGA